Messenger RNA from Pyricularia grisea, 2283 nucleotides. RefSeq lists its product as uncharacterized. The transcript is spliced from 2 exons. Lineage: Eukaryota; Fungi; Ascomycota; Sordariomycetes; Magnaporthales; Pyriculariaceae. The coding region runs from base 25 to 2283 and encodes 752 amino acids. The record is from RefSeq and is a predicted model, not a curated record.
AUCACCUGACGUGUCGCGCCAGCAAUGAAAUCCAAAGUUGAAAGCACAAAUGGCAUUUUACAUGAUGAAGCCUCACUUGUCGAGCUCGCGCGAUCCUCGGCGCUGUGCGAUGCUUGCAGAGCCAUCUUCAGCGCCCAUCCCGAUCCCGAGCCUCAACCGUGCUACUUCUCAAAGGAUUCCUUUGUUCAUCACCACGCUGGCGGCCUAGAAGCCGCGGCUGAUAACGGCUGCGCUCUCUGCUAUUAUCUCGCACCAGCUGCAGGUGCCCGCGACGGGGGUCCCCGCAGCACACAAUGGUGGAUGGGCCGCGCUGUUUGGGAUAAUGAUAGAUGGGACGAGAGCAACAAAGGCAUUAACGAGGAUUUGUUUACGCUCAUGAUAUGCUCAUCCGAUGGGGUAGGAAUGAAAGAGCGUUCCUUAACUAGCCACUUGGGAUUUGUAGCCGCUCCGUAUGAUAAACCCAUCGGCGCGUCGUUUUACCCGAAACCUGAGUCAUCAAAACUAGCAGACCUCGUCCGUUGCUGGGUAGGAAACUGCCAAAGUCAAGCCCAUUGGCAAUGCGCAAAAUACCGGAGUGCCCACCGCCUCAAGCCGCGGCGAGUACUCGAGAUUUCCAACACGUCACUGCUGCUCCGUGACUUGUCGGAAAUAGGGUUGCAAGGUACAUACAUCACUUUGAGCCACCGCUGGACUACAUCGGAGCCACCCAAACUCCGGCGAGAAAACGCAGACGAACUUUUCACCGUCGGCGUUCCCCUGGCAUGUCUGCCCCGAGCAUUCCAGGACGCCGCGGAGAUUUGCACCUGGCUGGGGGUGAAAUAUCUAUGGAUUGACUCGCUUUGUAUUUAUCAGGAUUCGGCAGCCGACUGGGAGCGAGAGGCCGGUAUGAUGGGCGAUAUAUAUGGCGGAGCUCUGAUCAAUAUCGCUGCGACAGACGCCAGCACGGCUUGCGAGGGGAUAAUCACACGAGAUCGCCCGCGACCCCUGCUGCCGGUCGUUUCGUCCCUCGGCAAUCCCCUACUUCCAGAGCGUGGAACGUUUGUCCUGCAUCCGACCCAAGCUUAUGGGUCCCAGGUGACGGAUACAAUUCUGCUGGGGAGAGGCUGGGUACAUCAGGAGUUAUGCGUCGCCCCGGCUACGCUUUACAUGACUGCGACGCAGGCGUGGUGGCACUGCACCACUACCAUGUGCAAUGAGACGUACCCGGAGGGGAUGCCUUCAUUUAUAGAUAAGCCAAACAUUUCGAAUCGCCUUACCCUUCUUCCCGGGGCAACUGGUGAAGCGACGACCAGUGACGGCGCAGACACAAUGGUCUCUGAAGAGCGUGCCCUAUCCCUCGUUAAAUGGUUCACAUUCGUCCGUCCAUACUCUGAUUCCGACUUCACCAUCGAGUCGGACCGCAUGGUCGCACUGGCAGGGGUGGUCAACAUGGUGGCCAGCGUCCUUGGCAGCUAUUACUGUGGGACUUGGUACCAGCCAUCGCUGACAACAGAACAGAACCAAUUCUUGUGCCAGAUAUUAUGGCAGCCAUCGACCCAGAUCGGAUCUCGAAAGGCAAACACCUUGGGAGGGCACCCUCUUGUAGAAGGAGACCGUUUCAUCCCGACAUGGUCUUGGGCCAGCAGCUACGGCGUAAGUUAUGUGCCUGGCGCAGGCCCGCAGCGCGACCGCCUCACGCGUCUGGCGAGCCCGCCGCCGAUCGGGAAGAUGGACAGGUUUGGCUGGCCUCUAGCGGUCGAGGAUGCCACCUUGCACCUCGUGGGAGUCCUCGUUCCCAUUUUCGUGCUGCCCCAUACCUUCUAUAGGUGGGGCUUCCAGGCUUGGGCCCGCCCUCUGCAGGAUCCCUUGCCGAGCAAUGGCCAGCUGCAUGGCGUCAUGAUCAUGUUUGACGACGCCCAGGAGUUCGCCGAAGUCAAGGAGGAUGCGGAACGCAGCGGGGGUCGACGGCCCCUGGACGGGUUGUUCUUUCUAGUAACCCACUAUAGCGAGCAAAUCGUUGCAAAUGUGUGCGGCUUGGUUGUAAGAGUGCGGGACGGGAAGCGGCACGGCGACGGGAAAGACCGCAAAGAAGGCAUAUUUUCGCGGGCAGGGGUCUUCUUCCCCCAGCAAUGUUGUGGAUAUUCGGAGGAGGCACGAUUUGCCGCCGCCAAUCAUUCCACAUUGUUUCACGAUUUCCAACUCGCAAGGUACGGCAAAAGAGCGCUGGACGCGCUGGAGCUGUCUCCAGAACGCCGCAACCUGGCCGACGCCGAACCGACGCUGGAUGAAGUCUACCUACGAUGA